Messenger RNA from Fulvia fulva, 936 nucleotides. RefSeq lists its product as uncharacterized. The coding region runs from base 1 to 936 and encodes 311 amino acids. The record is from RefSeq and is a predicted model, not a curated record. Lineage: Eukaryota; Fungi; Ascomycota; Dothideomycetes; Mycosphaerellales; Mycosphaerellaceae. The transcript has a single exon.
AUGCAAGCCGCCGACGGAACAAUACCUAGCAGGCAGACCGCUGAGCUGCUCGAUCUCGCACCGGAAUUGCGCGAUAUCAUCUUCGCCUUUUGUUUAGCGCCACGACAAGAUCUCUCGGCCAAAUUGUGUCGUACCUCGUCAGUCAAUGCGACUACUUGCGGCGGUUUGACUUUACAGUCUGCAGGCUCUAAAGGUGGAUGCAAACCUGGAUGGGAGUACGAUAGGCGAAGCGGGCGGAUGAUGAUUGAGUUGGACGCUGACAUUGAGACCUUGUCAAGUCUGCGUCUGAGUUGCUCUCAGAUUCAAGCCGAAGUCGACGACUAUGUACGCGCCAAUAUCACACUCAGGAUCCUGGCUGACGAGAUGCGUAUCCGUGCUCUACCAAGGCUGGAUCAUAGGCAGCACACGCAGAACCUUCAGCUGUACUUUCUGUUGGACGCAGCACAUCAUGACCACGAAACAGGAAUAUGCCCUCAAGGCAGCCUGCUCAGGCGAUACUCCACUUGGCUGAAGGCGUUGUUGCUAGGCUUCGAUGAUGAGAGUAACGUCAGUCUACAUCUGCUAUUCGUAUGCCCCGAUCUCGACCUGUGGCAAUCUUUUACACGACAAGCGGCAUGGGUGCACGAUGAGUCGUGGGAAGAGCCUGUUAUACCGGAGUGCCACGACGUUGUCACUGGAACUCAUGAAUUCACACAACAAAUGGCAGUUCGCCGGGUCGAUAUAUCAGCACUAGCAGAGCGUGAUGGUGACAUUUCUGAGAUCAGGGACGGACUUUCGCCAAGAGACAGGUACGCCUCCUACGAUCGAAGCUUGGGCUGGAAGGCGAAUAAAUCAUUUGUUUGUGGGCCAAGACUUAUCGAUGAUGGAUUUGUCUUUCCCGGCGACAAUGCACGCGAUCAAAGGUUAGCGCAUAAGCUCUCGAUGCGAUCUAAGUAG